CCCAACUUCAGCUAAAUUUCUUUCUCGACCCACGCCUGAUCCUUUCUUCUGCUCUGGAAGAGACCUUUUGGACGCGGCCAGAGAGAGAAAUCAAGAGGCUUACACCGUGAGUUAAAAAGGAGGUUCAGAAUGAAUAUCUCAAAGCCCAUCGGGUCUGAAAUCACAGACGUCGAGUUUGGAUACUUCACUGCUCAGGAUAUCCGAAAUCUUUCAGUCAAGCAGAUUACGCAUCCCCAGGUUUUCGACAGCCUGGGACAUCCUAUUUCUGGUGGUCUACACGAUCUCGCGCUUGGAGCGUUUGACAAGCAGCCAUGCGCAACAUGCCGUUUGGACUCUCGCUUCUGCCCGGGACAUUUGGGACACAUCAGCCUUCCGAUUGAAGUUUACAAUCCUUUGUUUUUCAGUCAGAUGUAUAUUCUUCUCCGAAGCACCUGUCUUUACUGCUACAGCUUCCGCCUAAAGAAAGUCGAGACUCAUCGACAUGAGUGCAAACUCAGACUGCUCCAGUACAGUCUGAUCAGCGAGUGCGAGACUCUCGACAACAUGCACAUCUCCGGUGGAAUCGAGGAGGAGAUCGAAGAGGAGGAAGCCCUCGAAGACAAUCGACUCAGCUCGGCCUCGGGCGGUUCGGCCAAAAAGUCGAAAUCAAAGUCCGGCUCAGACAAAGAGCUCAUGAAGGCUCGCGAGAAGUUUGUGGAGGAAUGCAUCGCUCGAGUUAAGGAAGAAGGUGGCCAUGUUCAUCAGAGUGCUGCUGUGCUCUCCGAGCGCCGCCGGCUGAUCCACGAGCUGCUCAAGCUGUUGCUCGCGCGUCCCAAGUGCGACAACUGCGGAAUGUUCUCUCCCACAUUCAGAAAAGAAGGCAUGUCAAAGGUCUUUGAAAUCAGCUUGAAGGAGAAGCAGGCGCAGAACAACAAGCUCAAGGGCGGCUACCGACAGGAUGCUUUCUACGACCAAGGCCAGCGCCGAAGAGAAGGAAAGACCCCCGAGGCCGACAGCGAGAGUAUGAUGGAAGACGACGAGACCGAUGACUCGCGUCAGGCCAGCGCCUCGAAAGCGUCCUCGCAGCAGCGAUACGUCUUGUCGACCGAGGUUCAUAACCAUCUUCGACGACUGUUCCGCAAAGAAAAGGGAAUCAUGAAGACCAUCUUCCAGUCCCGAACCGGCGGAUCGGACACGGCGAGUGCAGACAUGUUUUUCAUCGAGUACCUCGUCGUUCCGCCGACCAAGUUCCGUCCUCCGGGCAAGGUCGGCGGCGAGACGCACGAAGCAGUGCAGAACGAACUGCUCGGAAAGAUUUUGCAGUCGACGCUGCGCAUCCGUGAUCUCAACCAGCGCCUGGAGGAGAUGAAGAACGAGAAGGCGUCUACGAAGGGCGUUGAGUUCCGCCAGCUCUUGCGACAGCUGUCAAACAUGUUUGUCACCGUCCAGGACGACGUUAAUGCGUUUAUCGAUAGCACCAAGAGCACGCAGGGCGGCGGCAGAGUUCCUCCUCCCGGUAUCAAGCAGUUGCUCGAGAAGAAAGAAGGUCUGUUCCGCAUGCACAUGAUGGGAAAGCGUGUCAACUAUGCUGCUCGAUCAGUCAUCUCUCCCGAUCCCAACAUCGAGACCAACGAGAUUGGAAUUCCUCCCGUGUUUGCCGUCAAGCUCACGUACCCGGAGCCGGUAACUGCUUACAACUUCCAAGAGAUGCGCAAGUGCGUUAUCAACGGUCCCACUGUGUGGCCUGGUGCGACGCAUAUCGAGAAAGAAGACGGCACGCUCGUGGCGCUGCAUACCAUGACGCUCGAGCAACGAACCGCUCUCGCCAACCAGCUCUUGACGCCUUCCUUUGGCUCCGCGGCCACCAACAAGAAAGUCUACCGUCACAUCCGCAACCAGGACGUUGUGAUUAUGAACCGUCAGCCUACGCUGCACAAGGCGUCAAUGAUGGGUCACAAAGUCAAGGUUCUGCCGGGCGAGAAGACGUUGCGGCUGCACUACGCAAACACGAACGCGUACAACGCCGAUUUCGACGGAGACGAGAUGAACAUGCAUUUCCCGCAGAACGAGAAUGCGCGAGCAGAGGCCUUGAUGCUCGCAAACACAGACUCGCAGUACCUCGUCCCGACGUCCGGAAAGCCGCUUCGUGGUCUGGUGCAGGAUCAUAUCGUUACUGGUGUGUGGAUGACCAACAAGGACACCAUGUUCACUCGCGAGCAGUACCAUCAGCUUGUGUAUGGAACCCUUCGUCCGGAAGAUGGUCAUACUACGACCAACCGGAUCUUGACCGUGCCUCCUGCGAUCAUCAAGCCGGUGCCGAUGUGGACCGGAAAGCAGAUCAUCACGACGAUGCUGCUCAACAUCAAACCUCUGAACGCGCCCGGUCUCAACCUGAUCUCGAAGGAUAAGAUCGACGACCGCUACUGGGGCCCGGGAUCGGUCGAGGGAACGGUGCUGUUCAUGAACGGCCAGAUGCUGGCGGGUAUUCUCGACAAGUCGCAGUUCGGUGCGUCCGAGUUUGGUUUUGUGCAUUCCGUGCACGAGAUCUACGGGCCUUCGGUGGCAGGAAAGUUGCUCAGUGUUCUUGGCCGGCUGUUUACAAAGUACGUGCAGUUCCGCGGCUUCACUUGCGGAAUGGACGACUUGCGUCUGACCGCCGACGGAAACAAAUGGCGAGUCGAUAUCCUUGCUGCGGCGAAGGAAGUCGGCGCCAAGGCCGCGACCGAGGUUGUCAAUCUUCCUGAGGACACGCGACCGAACGAUCCUGAGCUGCGGCGACGACUGGAGGACGUUCUGCGGGAUGCGAAUAAGAGCGCGGUGAUGGAUGCGGUUGCGCAGAAGCACGUCAAUGCCGUGACCUCGGAGGUUGUCGCGAAAUGUAUCCCCGACGGAACGCUAAAGUCGUUCCCCAAGAACUCGUUCAUGUCGAUGGUCUUGUCUGGAGCCAAGGGCUCGAACGUGAACUUGUCGCAGAUCAUGUGCAUGCUCGGACAGCAGGCUCUCGAAGGCCGUCGUGUGCCUGUGAUGAUCAGCGGUAAGACGUUGCCGUCGUUCAAGGCAUUCGAUACUACCGCAAAGUCUGGCGGUUACAUCGCCAGCCGCUUCUUCACCGGAAUCAAGCCGCAGGAGUUUUACUUCCAUUGCAUGGCCGGCCGCGAGGGCUUGAUUGAUACGGCUGUGAAGACCAGUCGAUCAGGAUACCUGCAGCGAUGCCUGAUCAAGCAGCUAGAGGGCGUCAAGACCGAGUACGACAACACCGUCCGCGACAGCGACGGCUCGCUCGUGCAGUUCCUCUACGGCGGCGACGCCGUCGAAGUCAACCAGGAGAGCCACCUGAUGAACUUUGAGUUUUGCGCGCAAAACUUCCACUCGCUGCUGCAAAAGUACUCGUCCGCGGAGCUCGCGGGCGUGAUUGACGAGAGCUCGGCCAAGUCGUACGCCAAGAAGGUGCGCAAGCUGAACGAGAAGGAGGCGGCGCUGCCGCAUUAUCUGCGGUCGGCAAAGUAUGAGCCGACGAUUUCAAAGUUCUCGCCUAGUACGCACAUGGGCAGUGUGUCUGAUAUCUUCCAGAAGAAGCUUGAUGAGUUCACUGCUGCACGCAAAGACACCAUCUUCGCCAAACACAACGGCAGCGGCUUGAGCGAGAAAUCAUUCAAGGCGCUGAUGACGCUCAAGUACAUGCGCUCGCUCGUGCACCCCGGCGAAGCCGUCGGCAUUCUUGCGUCGCAGUCGAUCGGCGAGCCGUCGACGCAGAUGACGCUCAACACGUUCCAUUUCGCGGGCCAUGGUGCGGCGAACGUGACGCUGGGAAUCCCGCGUAUGCGCGAGAUCAUCAUGACGGCGAGUAGUAACAUCAAGACGCCGCAGAUGCGGUUGCCGGUGCUGGACGACGUGAGCGACGAGCAGGCGGAUGACUUUAGCAAGACGAUCGCGAGGGUUGUGAUCUCUGAGUUGAUUGACGACGUGACUGUCACGGAGCGGACCGGGAUCCUGCCCGACAGCGACAUCACGGCGCGGUCGUACACGGUGCGGGUGAAGUUCUACCCGCGGGCGGAGUACGAGAGCGAGUACGAUGUGUCGCAGGCGAUGCUGGAGCACACUGUGACGACGAAGUUUUUGCACCGGUUGACGACGACGGUGACGAAGGAGCUCAAGCGGCAGAAGAAGGUGAUGAGCUCUGAUGUUGCGGGCGAGAUCGGCAAGGCGAGGAAGAGCAAGGCGGCAACGGACGAGGCUGAGGCGGAUACCCGUCGGAAGGCGAAUGACGACGAGUCAGACGACGACGAUGACGACGACGAUGACGACGAGAACGACGACGGAGACGCGACGAACGAGAGACUAAAGUCGCGGACGAAGGAAGUGUCUGCGUACGAAGAGCCGGAUGAUGGCGAGAAGGAAGUUCUCAAGUCUGUCAAGCUCGACGGGGAUGACGACGACGAAGGCGACGAGAUGGAGGUCGACAGCAAGAGUAGCCCGACCAAGAAGCGCGCGAGCGCGGCGGCAGAGGACUCCGAGUCGGAGGACGAGGACGAGACUGCUGCGAGCAGACGGAUCAACCCGGUGUCGAAGCGCGCGAAGGAGCGCCAGCAGGAAGUGAUUGGCAUGUACGGCAACGUGUUCCGGUUCGACUUUGACGACGAGGCGGGAGAGUGGUGCGAGUUUGAGCUGCAGUACCCGUCCGACACCGCGAAGCUGUUGAUGAUCAACAUCAUCGAAUCUGUGUGCCGGUCGGUGGUUGUGCGCGAGAUCCCAAAGAUCGGGCGCUGCAUGCGUGUCGCGCCGGCCAAGGGCUCGACGAAGCGGUUCCUGGUGACCGAGGGCGUGAACUUCCCUGCGAUGUGGGAGCAAGACGACUUCAUCAACGUCGACGGGAUCCGAUCGAACAACAUCGCCGAAGUGCUGCGUGUCUACGGCGUCGAAGCCGCGCGCAACACGAUCGCGAACGAAGUCGCGGGCGUGUUCGAGCCGUACGGGAUUAAAGUGAACGCGCGCCAUCUCGAGCUGAUUGCCGACAUGAUGACGCGCGACGGCGGGUACUUGCCGUUCAACCGACACGGCGUGGAGGCUAGCGCGUCGCCGUUCUUGAAGAUGAGCUUUGAGACUACGUUUAACUUUUUGAAACAGGCGGUGUUGAACGGAGACGUGGACGAUGUGGAUAGUCCGAGUGCGCGGUUGGUCGUCGGGCGGCUGUCGUCGGUUGGUACGGGUGUGUUUGAUGUGUUGACGAAGCUGUGGUGAGCUGUACUCUUGACAGUGUUAGAAGCGUGUAUGUUGCGGAGUAUGUUUAAUUUGUUUUUGUCUGUGUUUUGUAAUAGUGUGUGCAUUUUAGAUCCGAUAAUGAAACUAAAAGUUCUUCAUCUUUGCUGAGAGAGUAGAUGAGAGAGUAGUUGAUAAUGCGAG
Molecule: messenger RNA, 5379 nt
Organism: Myxozyma melibiosi
Lineage: Eukaryota; Fungi; Ascomycota; Lipomycetes; Lipomycetales; Lipomycetaceae
Exons: 4
Coding region: 130-5217 (1695 amino acids)
Biological process (GO): DNA-templated transcription
Cellular component (GO): RNA polymerase I complex
Molecular function (GO): DNA binding
Source: RefSeq, a predicted model, not a curated record